Messenger RNA from Bombyx mandarina (wild silkworm), 3204 nucleotides. RefSeq lists its product as uncharacterized. The record is from RefSeq and is a predicted model, not a curated record. NCBI's taxonomy places the organism in Eukaryota, Metazoa, Arthropoda, Insecta, Lepidoptera, Bombycidae. Gene Ontology annotation, molecular function: protein binding.
GGAGCGAUCGUCACGCCCGCCCAGAGCAGCCCAAACGCGAUCGUAACCAGACAGACACACUGAAAAUGAAGUGAUGUGGACGUGUUUGUGCCUAUGUGAUCGUUAUUUUUGAACGUAUGGAAUUAUCUCCCAUCGGAAUCUCGAGUUCCUUCAAUGGCAGUCGGCCGGAGUAAACGUAAACUCGAAAUGAGAUGAGUAUGCGCGUGGCCUGGGUCAGAUGGUAUUGGGUUGUGAUACUUACCACGUGCGCCGCGAGGACCGCCAGCGAUUGGCUCGACUGUUCUCACAUCGCCACAUGCAAAUGCAAAUGGUCCUCCGGAAAGAAGACAGCCACCUGUGUCUCCGGUGACCUGCGCCGUCCGCCCACACUCUCUUCGGAUAUACAAGUAUUGGAUCUACACGACAACCCAUUACGGAGCUUACCCCAAGAAGUGUUUUCGAAUAUUGGCCUUCUAAACUUACAACGAUUGAAUCUACGAGCAACGAGUCUCAGAUUUUUACACGCGGACGCGUUCUUAGAAUUAAGGAUACUAAUUGAAGUCGAUUUAGGAGACAACGACCUAGCUCACUUGCCAAAAGACAUAUUCAGAGGCAACGAACGAUUGAGGCUGGUCGUUCUGAGCAAUAAUCCUUUAACGACGUUAAUUGCGGACCAGUUCCCGCCGCUUCCUCAUUUACGGAUCCUUUUAUUAGACGGAUGCAGAUUAAGAUCGAUACACACGAAUGCCUUGCGCAAUUUGAAGUCGUUAGAGACAAUAGAUUUGCGUAGAAAUCAACUAUCAUUCCUCCGGUUGAUUACAUUUUCGUUGCCGGCUCUAAAGACUGUUGCCCUCUCUGGGAAUCCGUGGAAAUGUGAUUGUAGGCUACGCGAGUUUAAAGACUGGUUCUUGGAAAGUAAUCUAGGAACCGAGGAACUGUUCUGUGUUGAGCCAUUGAAGCAAACUGGAUCAAAGUGGCGGCAAGUGCCUAGUGAAAAUAUGUCGUGUCCCCCUGAAGUAAAGUCUAGUACAUUAAUAGUAAGAGCGGAGGUUGGUAUGGCUGCUUCUUUUGGCUGUUGGGUUCACGGACUGCCAAAACCAAAAGUGACAUGGUUAUUUGAUGGUGUAGAUGUACACAACAGUUCUAUCGAUUGCGACAUGGAAGAGAUAGAAACGAUCAUAGAAGAAGACUCGGAAGAAAGAGUUCCGGGAAGUGUAAGAUGGGUAAAUAUAACCCUCUUGAAUGUAACAUCGAAUGCAGCAGGAGAAUGGACAUGUGUGGCAAAAAGUGUAGCUGGUGAUGCAAGAGCGAUUAUCAGUCUAGUACUUCCAAGAUCACAAACAGCAACGGCAAGAACCGCUCCGGGGAUUCCUCAACUGUUAGGAGUAGUUUUUGGUGCAUUGAGUAUUUUAGCUACCCUCGGUUUUAUAGGUGCUGUUGCGUGCUGGAAGUUAAGACGACGAAGCGUACCGCCAAGUCGAAGUUUCACGGACCAAGAGAAAAGACUUAUAGACGCGUCUGUUGUAGUCAGUUGUGAUAGAUCUAUCGGUAAUAUGGCUUCUCCUUGCGAUUUUGAACUAACGGAACAAUCUUUAGGGGACGACCAACCAAGAACGUGUUCGUUUGAUCCCGUUCAUAUAACAAUAGAAGGUACCCCUGGUGCAUUUCCGCCACCGCCCGCUGAGUUUGCAGUGCCGGUACCUUAUGGAAACAUCUUCAUAUCGGUUCAAGUUUCUGGCAGAGGUGAAUCAGGAAAGUAUCCAGAUUUAUUGAGUGGUGGAGCAACUUUACCGAGACGGAACAGAUCCUGUUGUGGAGCUCCAGCUUACGAUAACAUGGGUCCAAGAGUGACUGCCACCGGAAGCUCGACUUGGUCUUUGCCGGGUGCCAACUUGGAGCAUGUAGAACUAUCAGAAACUCCUGUUUUAACGCUCCCUCCCCCUCCACCGGAGUUUGUUUCACUUUAGCCAAGGUCCCUGGUACUGGACGCCUCAGCUCUGAGGUGACCUGGUGCCAUGAGGUUUGUCAAUUAGAUUCCCAAAUCCUUAUUAAGUUAAUACCGCAAAUUGAAUAAAUGCGUUAAUCUAUGAAUUAUAUUGAGGUAUGAAAUAUUAAAAGCUAUUAAAGAUGGAUUUCCGUAAAUUUCUGAUAUUGUAAAUAACGAAAUUAAGUGUGGACGAUGUGUGACAUCCCGUGAGAUUAAAAUAGGAUUGUUAAUGGUAUUGAACUGUAUAUUGCAUUUAAAAUGACCUUGUUGAUAGAUUGGGUACAGAUUGAAGUUUAAAUGUUACUUCUAGAGUUGUAUAAUUUUGGAUCGUUUCAUAUAUGUAAACUAAUUAAGAUAAUUUAGAUUCUACAAAUAGAUAGUUCUUUAUAGAUCCCUUUUUAUUCAUUUUUAUUGUGUUUUUAUCGACCAAAUAAUUGUUUAAUCUAUUUUAACAUCCAUAAUGAACAACUCUAGAUUUUAAAUGUUUUAUUUGGUUUUCCAGGCGUUUCCUUUCUUUAAGAGUCUAUUAAAUGUUCGUCUUCCUGACUUUUGUAAAUAUCCUUUAUUUAUACAAAUUUCCCAAAUAUAAGACUGACCCUUUUGUCUUGUUUUUGUCUCUCUUUUUAAACGUAAGCCUAACGUUGUGUUCGGCAGAAAAUGAAAUGAAAUUUUUUCCACCAAUUGACUACACUGGCUUGUGAAGAGUUUUUUAUACUUAUUCACAUGAUGUUUGGUACUGCUCAAUUAAUAGUAAAAGUGUUUGAAAUGCAACUAUAACUUUUUUAUAUUCGGUAAAAAAGAGCAAAAGGUUCAUAAUUACAUUUUUAACUUACAGAAACAUCAAAGUAUAUCAAACCUCACGAAGGUAACUUAGAAUAUUCGUCGAUUAAAAAUUUUAUAUUCUUCAUAAUUUAUAUAUAAGAAAAUCGUGCAGUCAUGCUAACUGUAAUUUAGAUUACGUCGCGGAGUCAAGCUCUUCAUUUCUGCCAAAAACAACGUAAUAUAUUAUGUAAAAAGCUGUACAGCAUAGUCAGAAUAGCUUCUAAACAAUUUUCCUUUCGAAAAGAAUAUCUCAGAUUAUAAUAAUAAGUUAGAUGAAGCGUCUCCAACAGUGAUAUGACAAAGUAAAGUUUUAUAAAAUUAAUAACGUGACACAGUGAAAUUGUUGAAAACGCUACGUCUAACCUCGUUUUGUACUCUGAAAAUCAAACAUUAUCUAAUGUAAAGGAAUAAACUGA